UCCCCACAUCCUGCCCUACUAGGUCAAGUCUCUCUUGGACCAGAGCUUGACCAUCACUGCUGAAGUGGACCAGCUGGUGCUACUGUGGGGGCGUGGGACCUCUCAAGCAAUUUAUCACUUCUGGGAUUACUUCUAACAAAGAUGGCCUUGCUUGGGAAUCCUGUUUGUUCCAGCAUCUUCGAUUUAUGGGACAAGGUUGUGCCAGAAAGUCUGUGGGCAGGAGAACAGCACUAAUCAAGCCAUCCAGGAAACACUGGAGGAUUUGUCCAGCCUUUGAAGAGCUCUAGUCCGCUCUGGCGGUAAGCAUGGUGCCAUUUCUGCAACUUCUGCUGGGGCUCUUAGGGCCGGGUGGCUACUUGUUCCUUUCAGGGGAUUGUCAGGAGGUGGCUACUCUUACGGUGAAAUACCAAGUGACAGAGGAAGUGCCGUCUGGCACUGUGAUAGGAACGCUGUCCCUGGAACUGGGCCGGGAAGAGAGGCGUGGGCAGGCCAGGACUGCCUUCCAGAUCCUGCAGCUGCCUCCGGAGCUCCCCAUUCAGGUGGAUGCUGAGGACGGCCUGCUCAGCACCCGUAGGCGGCUAGAUCGUGAGCAGCUAUGUCGGCAGAGGGAUCCCUGCCUGCUGUCCUUUGAUGUGCUGGCUACGGGGGAUUUGGCUCUAAUCCAUGUGGAAAUCCAGGUACUGGACAUCAAUGACCACCAGCCACAGUUUCCCAAAGGCGAGCAAGAGCUGGAAAUCUCUGAGAGUGCCUCUCUGCACACACGGAUCCCCCUGGACAGAGCUCUUGACCCAGACACUGGUCCGAACACCCUGCACUCCUACACUCUGUCUCCCAGUGAGCACUUUGUCCUGGAUGUCAUUGUGGGGCCUGAUGAGACCAAACAUGCAGAACUCGUGGUGGUGAAGGAGCUGGACCGGGAAGCCCAUUCGUUUUUUGAUCUGGUCCUGACUGCCUAUGACAGUGGGAAUCCCCCCAAGUCAGGUACCAGCUUGGUCAAGGUCAACGUCCUGGAUUCCAAUGACAAUAGUCCUGUGUUUGCUGAGAGUUCACUGGCACUAGAAAUCCCCGAAGAUGCUUCCCCUGGCACUCUCCUCAUAAACCUGACUGCCACAGAUCCCGACCAAGGUCCCAACGGGCAGGUGGAGUACUUCCUCAGCAAGCACGUGCCCCCAGAGGUGCUGCACACCUUCAGUGUCGAUGCAAAGACAGGUCAGGUCAUUCUGCGCCAAUCCCUAGACUAUGAGAAGACUCCUGCCUAUGAGGUGGAUGUUCAGGCAAGGGACCUGGGUCCCAAUCCCAUCCCAGCUCAUUGCAAAAUUCUCAUUAAGGUUCUGGACGUCAACGAUAACACUCCAAGCAUCCACAUCACAUGGGCCUCCCAGCCGUCUCUGGUGUCAGAAGCUCUUCCCAAGGAUAGCUUCAUUGCUCUUGUCGUGGCAAAUGACCUGGACUCGGGAAACAAUGGACUGGUCCACUGUUGGCUAAAUCAAGAGCUGGGCCACUUCCGGCUGAAAAGAACGAAUGGCAACACAUACAUGCUGCUCACCAAUGCCACACUGGACAGAGAGCAGUGGCCCCAAUACACCUUCAUGGUGUUAGCUGAAGACCAAGGACCACAGCCCUUAUCAGCCAUGAGACAGCUCAGCAUUCAGGUCACCGAUGCCAAUGACAAUGCCCCUGUGUUUGAGAAGACCCGGUACGAGGUCUCCACUCGGGAAAAUAACCCACCCUCUCUUUACCUCAUCACGAUCAAAGCUCAUGAUGCAGACUUGGGUGUUAAUGGGAAAGUCUCCUACCGCAUCCUGGACUCUCCAGUUUCUCAGUUAGUAGCUAUCGAUUCAGAAACGGGAGAGGUCACCGCUCAGAGCUCGUUGGACUAUGAACAGAUGGCCAGCUUUGAGUUCCAGGUGAUAGCCGAGGAUGCAGGGCAACCCCAGCUUGCAUCCAGCAUCUCUGUGCGGGUUAACCUCUUGGAUGCCAAUGACAAUGCUCCAGAGGUGAUUCAACCUGUGCUCAGUGAAGGCAAAGCCACCCUUUCAGUGCUUGUAAAUGCCUCCACAGGCCACCUUCUGGUGCCCAUUGAGACUCCCAGUAGCUUGGGUCUAGCAGGUGCUGGUACACCGCUACUGGCCACUCACAGCUCCCAGCCUUUCCUUUUGGCGACCAUUGUGGCAAGAGAUGCAGACUCAGGAGCAAAUGGGGAGCUCCUGUACUACAUUAGAAGUGGGAAUGAUGCCCAUCUCUUUGUUCUCAGCCCCCGCCUGGGGCAGCUCUACAUCAACAUCACCAAUGCCAGCAGCCUCAUUGGAAGUCAGUGGAAGCUAGAGAUAGUGGUAGAGGACCAGGGCAGCCCGCCCUUGCAGACCCGAGCCCUGCUGAGGAUCAUGUUUGUCACCAGUGUGGACCACUUGAGGGACUCUGCCCACAAGCCUGGGUUCCUGAGCACAUCUGUGCUGACCAUGAUCUGCCUGGCUGUUCUGCUGGCCAUCUUUGGGUUGGUCUUGGCUCUGUUUAUGUCCCUCUGCCGGACAGAGAAAAAGGACAACAGGGCGUAUAACUGUCGUGAAGCCGAGUCCACCUACCGCCACCAGCCCAAGAGGCCCCAGAAACACAUUCAGAAGGCAGAUAUCCAUCUGGUACCUGUGCUAAGGGGCCAGAUGGAUGAGGCGGACGAUGUCAGGCCAUCUCACAAGGAUAUGGACAAAGAGGCUAUGAUACAGACAGGCUGGGACCCCUGCCUGCAGGCCCCCUUCCACCUCACACCAACUCUAUACAGGACCUUGCGUAACCAAGGCAACCAGGGAGCACUAACAGAGAAUCCAGAGGUGCUGCAGGACACGGUCAGCCUCCUGUUCAAUCAUCCCAGGCAAAGGAAUGCUUCCCGAGAGAACCUGAGCCUUCCAGAGUCCCCUCCUGCCCCUGGACAACCACGUGUGAGGCCCCCAAAAGUGGUCAGCAGCCCCAUGGUGGGGCUGGCUGGAAACCGGGGGCGUGAAGAGGCCCCACAGAGCCCUCCAACCUCCUCUGCAACCUUAAGGCGGCAGCGCAAUCUCAUUGGCAAAGCACCCCCUGAGAAAGAGUCAGGUCCCCACCAGAUUCUGCGGAGCCUGGUCCGACUAUCUGUGGCGGCCUUUGCAGAACGGAACCCUGUAGAGGAGCUCGCUGUGGAUUCUCCUCCUGUCCAGCAAAUCUCCCAGCUGCUGUCCUUGCUGCAUCAGGGCCAAUUCCAGCCCAAACCAAACCAUCGGGGAAAUAAAUACUUGGCCAGGCCCGGCGGCGGCAGGGCUGCCACUCCAGACACAGAUGGCCCAGGAGCCAGGCCUAGUGGCCAGGCAGAAACAGACCAGGAAGAAGUGCCCUUAGAUUCUGAGGAGGACCUUUCUGUGAAGCGGCUGCUAGAGGAAGAGCUGUCAAGCCUACUGGAUCCCCACACAGGUCUGGCCCUGGACCGGCUGAGUGUCCCUGACCCCGCGUGGAUGGCGAGGCUAUCGUUGCCCCUCACCACCAAUUACCGAGACAAUGUCUCUUCCCCGGAUGAUGCAGCUCUGGAGGAGCCCAGGACCUUCCAGACAUUUGGCAAGGAGGCUGGGCCGGAGCUGAGCCCGAAUGGCACACGACUGGCCAGCACUUUCCUCUCGGAGAUGAGCUCGCUGUUGGAGAUGCUGCUAGAGCAGCGUUCAAGCGUGCCAGUGGAGGCCGCCUCAGAGGCUCUGCGACGUCUGACUGUGUGUGGCAGGACCCUCAGUCUAGACCUGGCCACCAGUGGGGCCUCAGGUUUGGAAGGAGACCCAGGUGGAAAGAAGGGCCUUGAGGGCAGACAUGGCUGCAGCAGGAACCUGUGAACCCAUCUGUGAGGCCUCUGGAUCCAGGAACCAGGUCCCCUGGACGAUGUUAGGGAGCCAAACCAGGAGGAUCCCAAGAAAUGAGCUGGUUUCUAAAAUCUUGGAAUUCCUCAGCCAGGGGUGGUCCCUUAACUUUAGGGUGACUGAUGCUGUCCCCACAGAGAAAUCAGAACCCCAGAACUAAGAGCCAACUGACCAGAGCAUCCCAAAGUGUACGGCUGGUGAACUUUUUGGAGGAACAGGGACAGGUUGGCUGAGGUGUUUGCUGGCAAAACACAUGUGAAGCGUGAAGAAUUGGUCCUCUGGCAGAACAGAUGCCACUGAAUCUCGCAUCCCAAGUAGGGGUGGCAGCUUUGUUAGAUACUCAAGGUGAAAGCUGGCUCUUGGAGAGCCAGGCAAUGCUCUCUGACCUGGGGAUGAAGAAAGCACUGUGGUCAUUGCCCAGUUUGCACCUGCCCUAGAGAGGAUGGAAGAGGACCAGAGUGAGGGUUUAUUGUCAUGCAAGAAAGGCAUGCUGAGCCUGGGCAUGAGGGAUUGGACAUGUUGGGUCACAGAGACAGGUACACAGAUGAGGGACAUGCAUGUCCUUGACUCCAUUGUUACCAAAUUACUGCUUUUUGGCUGAAAGAUUAGCACCUGAAAUGCACCAUUGUAAAUACAGUAUUUAUAUGAGCCAGGCGCCAGGCAUUACAAUAGGAUUUAUAAUGAUUUUCCCACAACCCAGGGAGGGAGAAGUUCUUAUCCCCUACUUCACAGACAAGGACAUGAGGUUUAGAAAACCACAGUGUCUUUCCAAAGGUCAAGCAAGGAGCAGAGGCAGAGCCAGGAUUUAGCCUUAGGCUGGUCCAUCACCAAAACCCAUGGCCUCAACAGUGGCACUGGACUGCCAGCUAAGGAGUGAAAACAUUUCCAAGGUAAUAACUUGCAGAGCACCCCUUGGCAAAAGUGUUGAAAUGAGUAUUUUUCACGCUGCUCAGACCAACAUAACUGAACUUACGAGCACUGAGGACCUGAUGCAGGCCCUGUCCUUUCUCAGCAACUGGCACUAAAGGGACAGAACUUAUCUUAAUUGACACCUCUCCCCUCACAUCCAGUUGGCCACACCUUUCUCUACCAUAGGAAAUUCAAGCUCCAGAGGAUGUGAAUGGAGACUAUGAAAUCCAUACUGACAGCAGCCAACCUUCCCCAGGGUGGGAGAGUAAAGAAAUAGUCAAUAUUUUCCCCAAGGCUUAAGUUGGUUU
Jaculus jaculus (lesser Egyptian jerboa) is the source of this 5083-nucleotide messenger RNA. RefSeq names its product protocadherin 12 (gene Pcdh12). NCBI's taxonomy places the organism in Eukaryota, Metazoa, Chordata, Mammalia, Rodentia, Dipodidae. Gene Ontology annotation, molecular function: calcium ion binding. The record is from RefSeq and is a predicted model, not a curated record. Gene Ontology annotation, biological process: homophilic cell-cell adhesion. The transcript is spliced from 4 exons. Gene Ontology annotation, cellular component: plasma membrane. Bases 306 to 3842 code for a protein of 1178 amino acids.